AGGUUGCGUAAUUCAUGAAGUGCCUCAUCGAUUGCGAAAAGUAAAGGAAAUAGCAUACGAACCAAAUGUCAUUUCAAUUGGUCCUUAUCACUAUGGUAAGAAACACUUGAAGGCGAUGGAAGUUAUCAAACGGAGUUGCUUUAAUCAGAUACUUGAGGUAAUAAAACUUGAAUCCAGUGAAUUUAUAAAGGCCAUGAAAGACUCUGAAGAAGAAGUUCGCAAAUGCUAUAAAGGACCUAUUGACCACUGUGAGAAAUUUGUAGAAAUGAUGGUCUACGAUGGAUGCUUCAUUGUUCAGUUAAUCCGAAAUAUUUAUCCAGAAGAUCUUUGCAAUCUAGGACGACAUAGUCGAAAGGACAUGUGGUAUGAUUUGUUAUUGUUAGAAAAUCAGCUUCCUUUCUUUGUGCUUUUCAAGUUGGAUUGUAUGAUAAUGCGCAAGGGUGAAGGAGAUUUUGAUGAGUUCGCUCGUGCUGCCAUUUCUCCAUUCCAAUCAGAACUGCUUGGAUCGCUUACAUGGUCUGGUAAAAAAACCUAUACCUCUCCUGCAGAAGAUAUAAAGCAUCUCUUAGACUUGGUACAUAAUUGUUGUCGUCCUUCAACUCAAGGGAUAUUUCAACACCAGAAAUUUAAACCAGAAACGACACAUAUAUCUUAUCGCUCUUGGAAUUUCAUACGCAGUGCUACGGAACUGGAAGAUGCAGGGAUCCAUUUCUUAGGCAAGAAGGUGGUACAAAAUCUUGAUCAGGAGGAAGAGAUAGAGAGCUUGUUUGAUAUAACGUUCACAAAAGAGCAUGGAGCUUGUUUGAAGAUUCCUACCCUAUGCAUCGACGAUAACACAGAGCGUAUCUUUCGUAAUUUCAUGGCCUAUGAACAAUUCACUCAAAUUGGGGACCCAACUUUCGUUUCUGAUUAUGUGUUGUUCAUGGAUAACCUCAUCAACACGGGCAAGGAUGUGCAAUUACUCUGCACCAGUGGAAUUAUCGAUAACUGGUUAGGGGAUGAUGAGAUAGUUGCCCAAAUGAUUAACAAACUUCGUGACUGGAUAUCCUUUACAGAAGACUUCUACUAUGCCGAGACAUUUGUUAGGGUGAACAAGCAUUGCAAGAGAAAGUGGAACAAAUAUAUGGCCAUACUGAAGAAAGAUUAUUUCAACUCUCCCUGGUCGCUUUGUUCGUUUGUUGCUGCGGUUGUUUUGCUCCUGCUUACCAUGCUACAAACUAUAUAUACAGUUCUCUCUUAUCAUCAUCAGUAA
This is a messenger RNA of Hibiscus syriacus, 1252 nucleotides long. RefSeq names its product UPF0481 protein At3g47200-like. NCBI's taxonomy places the organism in Eukaryota, Viridiplantae, Streptophyta, Magnoliopsida, Malvales, Malvaceae. The record is from RefSeq and is a predicted model, not a curated record. The transcript has a single exon. Bases 116 to 1252 code for a protein of 378 amino acids.